AUGGAAAUGAUAAACAGCAAAUUCAAGGUGGGAAAGGAGAAGUUCCACAAAUCUCAACAUUGGGGCUUUUGCAACAAUGUUAGGAUGCUCGUGAGUGACGAGAAACCUGGAAUAGGUGGAGAACUGCUUUCUGGGCAAAAGCUGAAGCCUAAAUAUAGUAUAUAUCCUAAAGGAAUGGAAUCUGGUAUACCAUCAUGGGUAGCUUUUGACAGACAGGUAUUAUCUUUUGAUGCCUAUCUGGAAGAUGAAGUGCCUGAUAAACGUGAAGAAGACUAUAGAAUAAGAUACUACAAAAUCUACUUCUACCCUGAAGAUGACACAAUUCAAGUCAAUGAACCAGAGAUGAAAAAUAGUGGACUGCCUCAAGGUAUCUACUGAAAGCAGAGUUAUGAUUCUUUCACUUCUAACUCCUGCAUUUAUAGACUUUCUAGCUUUUUAUAAGACCCCAUGAUACUGUUUGGGUGCCUAACUUGU
Molecule: messenger RNA, 474 nt
Organism: Loxodonta africana (African savanna elephant)
Lineage: Eukaryota; Metazoa; Chordata; Mammalia; Proboscidea; Elephantidae
Product: EF-hand domain-containing family member C2-like
Exons: 3
Coding region: 1-378 (125 amino acids)
Biological process (GO): cilium-dependent cell motility; mitotic cytokinesis; mitotic spindle organization
Cellular component (GO): axoneme; mitotic spindle; microtubule
Molecular function (GO): alpha-tubulin binding
Source: RefSeq, a predicted model, not a curated record